AUGUCUCGAAAACCGAUGAGAAAUUUGGUAAGCCAUCGGCAAUAUAUUGCCCGACUAAGACCUAUUAUUAAUCAAAUUAAUAGAGAAGUAGCAGGUGAUGUUCAAUUAGAAGAUAAUCAGGCUCAAAUUAAUAAUUAUCAGAAUAAUAUUGACUAUCAGAAUGUUGAAGAUCAAGAUUUGCCAAUUGAAAAUCAAGUACCAUUACAACCGAAUGAUGAUGAACCACCAGAAAUAUUUCCUGAUUUUGAAGAAUUUUAUGAAUGGGCCCAACAAAAUAAUGAAGCUGAUAAUGGGUUAAUUGAUGAAUUGCUGCCUAAUCGAUAUCCUGGUUUCAAUAAUGGACAUCAAAAUCAAUAUUUGCAAAAUGAGAAUAAUAUAUUCGAAAUUCCUAUCAGAAGAAAUGAUAAUUCUGAUGAUGAAGAUGAAGAAAGACCAGAACAAAUUCAUGACGAUGAUAAUAAUCCUUUGUAUCUAGGAGCUGAAAUAACAAAGAGAGAAAGUAUGUUGGUAAUUUUAGCAAUGUGUCUAAAACACCAUUUGUCCAUGACAUGCAUAGAUGAUUUAAUAAGAGUUAUUGAAUUACAUUGCUUAAGCCGAGGAUUAAUUAAAAAUAACAAAGAAAAUGUUAAAAAACACUUCUAUUGUCCAUCCUGUGCUAGUCAACUUAAUAAUGAGAAUGAAAUAUGUUAUAUGUGUCCGCAAACAGAAAGUACAUUUUUUUUGGAGCUACCAAUUAUUGAUCAUUUGAAAGAAAUGUAUAAAAGUGAAAACUUUUUUAAUUCCUUGCAAGAAAGAUUUAAUCGACCAAAUAUAAAUAAUAAUAUAACUGAUAUUUUCGACGGAGAGUUGUAUAAGACUUGGACUGAAAAUGGAUUUUUAUCGAAUCCUAAUAACAUUUCAUUUACCUGGUAUACGGAUGGCGUGCCGGUAUUCAAGUCAUCAAAAAUAAGUAUCUGGCCAAUUUAUCUCACAAUUAGCGAACUACCGUUUGAGGAGAGAAAAAAAAUUUUUAAUACUUUAUUAUUAGGACUGUGGUAUGGUGAUAAAAAACCGCAUUUUAAUUCAUUUUUCUAUGCCUUCAGACCUGUAUUUGAAUCUUUACUGCUCAAUGGAAUCAAAGUUGUCUGUCCAGGAGAAAACGAAAUAACUGUGAGAGCUGCACUGUUAAUGGGAGUUUGUGAUUUACCAGCUAAAAUAGAUAGCUUAAACUUUGUUAAUUUCAACUCAAAAUAUGGAUGUCCAGUAUGUUUUUUCGAAGGCCGAGUAAUGCAAAUUGGUCCCAGAUCGUACUUACAAGUUUACCCGUACUCGAACACUUUUCAACUAAGAUCUUCAAGAAUCUGUGAAGAUCUGGCGCGACAAGCUACUCCUGACAAUCCACAAUUUGGCAUAAAAGGACCUACAUCACUGGCUAAACUCAUGCCUGAUUUUAUGAGCGGAAUGUGUAUCGAUCGAAUGCAUGCUGUUGAUGGUGGUGUUAUUAAAAAAAUUUUGAAUUUAGUGUUUAAUAUUUCAUACAGAAAUGAACCAUUUUCUUUGUAUACACAUAAAGAUACUAUUAAUAAUCGUUUACAAUUGAUAAAACCACCAAAAUUCAUUCAUCGUAUGCCCAGAACAACUGAUGACUUAAUUCAUUGGAAAGCUUCAGAGCUAAAAAUGGCGGUAUUUGAAGGAAUAAUGAGAGCUGACUAUUUGAAUCAUUAUUUGUUAUUAAUGGUAUCAAUGUAUUUUUUGAGUGCUGAUGAAAUAUCAGAACUUAUGAUUACUACUGCUGAAGACUUUUUGUAUCGAUUUGUUCGUGAAUUUCAACAAUUGUAUGGAGAAAAAUUUUCAUCGAUUAAUAUUCAUUUACUAUUACAUUUACCAAAAUGUGUGAGGCUACACGGACCACUUUGGGCUCAUCAUUGUUAUGAAUAUGAAAGUUUUAAUGGUGAGAUUUUACUUCAUAUUCAUGGAACUCGGCAUAUUGGAUCGCAAGUAUCUAGUGGACAUGGUCAUCUUAUUAGAAUGAUAACAGACGUGGAACAAAUUCCAAAUGAAAGUUAUGUGAGGAUGUAUAUAGCAUUGGAACAUAAAAUACUUCAAGAAAUUCCUGAUAUUAUUAUUAGUGCUAUGAAUAAUUCUGGGAUUGUUAGAAACGGAGAAUAUACUAGAGCAAUGAAAACUUCAACAUCAGUGGUAAAAUACUUAGAUGCUGGAACAGAGCAAGUUGGCCGAAUACUUUGUUUUAUUAAAUAUCUGCAUUGUCAAUGUUUAAGAAACAAUUGUACAUGUAAUUUUAAAUAUUAUGCAAUUAUUCAGAAACUUAUUCGAACUAAUUCACACAUUAUUGAUGGUGAUAACUUUCAAAUUGAUAGCUCUAAUAUAUUUUAUAAGUGUUCUGAGACAAAUAUUUAUCAAGCUAUAGAUGUAAAUAACUUACUUACACCAUGUAUUUUUAUUAACAUGAAUAACCAAUCACAUAUUAUUUAUCCAUUAAACACUAAAGAAUUAGAAUAA
This is a messenger RNA of Cotesia congregata, 2499 nucleotides long. The record is from the annotation of a GenBank genome assembly. Lineage: Eukaryota; Metazoa; Arthropoda; Insecta; Hymenoptera; Braconidae.